Molecule: messenger RNA, 1113 nt
Organism: Colletotrichum truncatum
Lineage: Eukaryota; Fungi; Ascomycota; Sordariomycetes; Glomerellales; Glomerellaceae
Source: RefSeq, a predicted model, not a curated record
AUGACGACGACAUCACCGACGAAUAAUCCGUUGACGACGCAACGGGGCGCCGCGCCUCUGACGACCGUCUUCACCACCCCUGACUUUUGCAAAAGCGGCUACUGGACGGACACCAUCACGCCGCCGCUCUCGAGUAUCGUGUGCAUGCCAACGUCGUGGAAACAGGUAUACGACUACCAAUGGGGCUUCUACUCGCCCGGCAUCUGCCCUAUGGGCUACACUGAGGGCUGCGCAUUCCCCACCGCCUCAGCCUAUUCAAAAGACGGCAUGGUCAGGCUUGGAGGUUCUGUGAUUCCGAACGAGACGCCAAGGAUAUGUUGCCCGACCGGGCACACAUGCUAUACCGGCACCGACUGGGCAUAUAGCAAGUGCCAAUCGACAAUUCCAACGAGGUCGUUCUACGAUAUUAACAACAAGCCUACUUCGGACCUGGCGACGGUGUAUGCAGUGCAAGUUAGGUGGCAAGCCUCGGAUUUGAGCAAUCUAGAGACGGAUCCGACUGUUCCGGGCGCGACGUACUCCGGGCCAAGGUCUACUGCAACAAAUAGUGGCGUCGCUUCCGCUUCGGCGUCGGCCACAGCGGCGGGGUCGGGAUCGGGGACAGCAGGUGCGGGAGCGACGACAUCUGUGGCAUCGACGGCAACACCAGAAGGUUCUACUGGCGGUGGCACCAGCGGAGGCGGCGGCAUCUCCGUCGGUACGACAAUAGCGAUUGCGGUGGGGUCCGUAGCUGGGACGUUGGCGCUGGCGUUGAUCGGUUUCGUGAUCUUCUGGCGACGCAGGAAGGGGAGAGAGAGGCGGAACAGCAACAGCGAUACCAAGUCAGACACUUCCCUCGCGCCUCCGGCAUUGGCAGCUCAUAAGGGAGGAUCCGGCAAGACGUCGCUGGAUCUGAUGUCCCCCGACACAGCAACAACUGCGAGCGCAACGCUAGUGACGCCACAUUCGCCCAAUCCCAACGCCACGCAUCUGGAUUCAACAACCCUGAUGGAGAUGGAGACCUUUGAGAGGCCUCAGGAACUACCGGAGGACAAUUAUGUGGUCGAGCUGGAGGGUGAUAUGCCGGGCCCGCCGCUAUAUCGUGAGAAGGAGGGGUGGCCCCUGAGGUCGUAG